Chrysochloris asiatica (Cape golden mole) is the source of this 1969-nucleotide messenger RNA. RefSeq names its product frizzled class receptor 10 (gene FZD10). Bases 14 to 1753 code for a protein of 579 amino acids. Gene Ontology annotation, cellular component: plasma membrane. Gene Ontology annotation, molecular function: Wnt receptor activity; Wnt-protein binding. The transcript has a single exon. Gene Ontology annotation, biological process: non-canonical Wnt signaling pathway; canonical Wnt signaling pathway. The record is from RefSeq and is a predicted model, not a curated record. Lineage: Eukaryota; Metazoa; Chordata; Mammalia; Afrosoricida; Chrysochloridae.
CUCCGACGCCACCAUGAAGCGCCCGAACCCCCGCCUGUGGCUGGUCCUUCAGGUGAUGGGAUCUUGCGCCGCCAUCAGUUCCAUGGACAUGGAGCGCCCGGGCGACGGUAAAUGCCAGCCCAUUGAGAUCCCAAUGUGCAAGGACAUCGGAUAUAACAUGACCCGCAUGCCCAACCUGAUGGGCCACGAGAACCAGCGCGAGGCGGCCAUCCAGCUGCACGAGUUCGCGCCGCUGGUGGAGUACGGUUGCCACGGUCACCUCCGUUUCUUUCUGUGCUCGCUGUACGCGCCCAUGUGCACGGAGCAGGUCUCCACUCCCAUCCCCGCCUGCCGGGUCAUGUGCGAGCAAGCCCGGCUGAAGUGCUCCCCGAUCAUGGAACAGUUCAACUUCAAGUGGCCCGACUCUCUGGACUGCAUGAAACUUCCCAACAAGAACGACCCUAACUAUCUAUGUAUGGAGGCGCCUAACAACGGCUCGGACGAGCCCGCGCGGGGCUCAGGCCUGUUCCCGCCGCUCUUCCGGCCGCAGCGGCCCCACAGCUCACAGGAGCAGCAUCUCAGGGACGGGGCGGCGACGCGCGGGGGCUGCGACAACCCGGGCAAGUUCCACCACGUGGAGAAGAGCGCGUCGUGCGCUCCGCUGUGCACGCCCGGCGUGGACGUCUACUGGAGUCGCGAAGACAAGCGCUUCGCAGUGGUCUGGCUGGCCGUCUGGUCUGUGCUCUGCUUUUUCUCCAGCGCCUUCACGGUGCUCACCUUCCUCAUCGAUCCGCACCGCUUCAGGUACCCGGAGCGCCCCAUCAUCUUCCUUUCUAUGUGCUAUUGUGUCUACUCGGUGGGCUACAUCAUCCGCCUCUUCGCAGGCGCAGAGAGCAUCGCCUGCGACCGAGACAGCGGGCAGCUGUAUGUCAUCCAGGAGGGCUUGGAGAGUACGGGCUGCACACUCGUAUUUCUGGUGCUCUACUACUUCGGCAUGGCCAGCUCGCUCUGGUGGGUCAUCCUCACGCUGACCUGGUUCCUGGCCGCCGGCAAGAAAUGGGGCCACGAGGCCAUCGAAGCCAAUAGCAGCUACUUCCACCUGGCCGCCUGGGCCGUGCCGGCUGUGAAGACCAUUCUGAUUCUGGUGAUGCGCAGGGUGGCGGGGGACGAGCUGACCGGCGUGUGCUACGUGGGCAGCAUGGACGUCAAUGCCCUCACGGGUUUCGUGCUCAUCCCGCUGGCCUGCUACCUCAUCAUCGGCACCUCGUUCAUCCUUUCGGGCUUCGUGGCGCUCUUCCAUAUCCGCAGGGUGAUGAAAACGGGCGGGGAGAACACAGACAAGUUGGAGCGGCUCAUGGUACGCAUCGGUGUCUUCUCGGUGCUCUACACCGUGCCGGCCACCUGUGUGAUCGCCUGCUACUUUUAUGAACGUCUCAACAUGGAUUACUGGAAAGUCGAGGCCACGCAACACAAGUGCACAUUGAACAACCACACCAAGAACCUGGACUGCCUCAUGGCCGCCUCCAUCCCUGCCGUGGAAAUCUUCAUGGUGAAGAUUUUUAUGUUGUUGGUGGUGGGUAUCACCAGCGGCAUGUGGAUCUGGACGUCCAAGACGCUGCAGUCCUGGCAGAAUGUCUGCAGACCCACGUUAAAGAAGAGCCGGCGGAAACCAGCCAGUGCCAUCACCAGCGGGAUUUACAAAAAAGCCCAGCACCCCCAGAAAACCCACCCCGGGAAGUAUGAGACCCCGGUGCAGCCUCCCACCUGUGUCUGAGUGGGAGAAGGGAGACUAGGCUGUGGCGGGGUGGGGAAACUUUCUCAGAGGCUACAGUGGGUCAAACUCAGCUGAGACGUGGCACACGCUCCCCGUGGUUGGUUUGUGUUUGUGUUGUUUGUUUUUGUUGGUUUUUUGUGUUGUUUUUUUUAAAUAAAAGUCAAAGAGAAAAAUAAAAAGGUUGUACCCUGAAAUUCAGGAUGCUGUGAUACACUG